Molecule: messenger RNA, 2728 nt
Organism: Bursaphelenchus okinawaensis
Lineage: Eukaryota; Metazoa; Nematoda; Chromadorea; Rhabditida; Aphelenchoididae
Source: the annotation of a GenBank genome assembly
AUGAAGUGGGUUGUGUUGUGUUUGUUGGUCGCGGUCGUGCACGCUGACGAUGACAAAGACGUACGUGAUGUUGUCUACAAGCUGUUGGCUGACAUUAACAUCAACGUUUCCUACGCCAAGGUUCAUGAAGACUUUUUGGGAUUUGAAAAGAAGGUAAGCUAGUAUUAACUUGUGUAAAAAUGAUUGAGAGCUAUGCCUUAUUUCUUUUAUUGAACUGUAUAAAAAUGAUUAAACUAUGCCUCAUAUCUUUUAUUAAGUUGUACAAAAAAGAUUGAGAUAUGCCUCGCUUCUUUUAUUAAAUUGUAUAAAAAAGAUUGAGCUACGUCUCAUACCUUCUAUUGAGUUGUCUAAAAAAGAUUGAGCUAUGUCUUAUAUCUUAUUUUAAAUUGUAUAAAAAUGAUUGAGCUAUGCCUCAUAUCCUCACUAAAUAUUCAUACUAGGACUCGUUCUUAAAGCUCUUUAUUAUCACGGGUCUUUUAUGACAAUCAAAACUAAUCUACUGUCGAUCGUGAUUCGUUCCUUCUUUAUAUAGUGUUCUGCUGGGCGGGCCCUACUCCUGCCGGGCCUUUGAAGUCGUAGAGGCAUCGUUCUGGCUUGUUGUUGCGACGGCCAAGUUUAUGAUUCCAUGUUGGUUGAUGGGUUUACUUGGCUUGUGGUACUUGCGGCACAUGUAACCCGGGACCAGCAAACGUGGGUGGUAUGUUCCAAGUUGAACAAUCUCUCCAGUUGUAGGGUAGCUGAUUAGAGCGUCGAUGCGAUCUCCUGUUCGCGGGAUGAAACGAUUUCUUGGUAGCUGAUCGUACAUCAUGAUCUGGCCUGAUUUUAAUUAAAUUGUAGGUCUAAGUCCUGGUAGGUCUUCAGGGGUCUCUUGUCGAGGUGGGUACGCCAUGUUUUCGACGAUAAGCUUUUCAACUUUUGUCUCUGGUCUUUGAAUUACCACGUACUCAAUUGCUACCGCCGUAGGCAGCAAGAUUCUGUUUCUUGUUUGAAGUACUUCGAUCGGUCUUUUGUUCUCCGCUUCGUCGUAUGGUCUUUUGGGUGGUCGAACCGCCUCCGGUGCUACUGAUAACACCUUUAUCGUGGUGCCGAUCGGUAGCUUAAGGUGGCCUAUGCUACCAGAGUGUCCCAGUUGAACAGUUUGUGGUAUACUCCCGUAGUGGUCUUCGGUCGUUUUUAAAGCUCUUUAUUAUCACGGGUCUUUUAUGACAAUCAAAACUAAUCUACUAUCGAUCGUGAUUCCUCUAUUAAAUUGUAUAAAAAAGAUUGAGCUAUGAUCAUCGAAAAUAUAAGCUAAUAAUUUCAGGCUGUCGACCUAGUUGCCGGCGACGAAGCAUUAUACAACAAGAUUGCACCGGUUCUCGCAAACAUUAAACAAGGCUACAUCUCUCUGAAAGGCGAACACAACCAGUAUGGCGAAAAGUUGCACCGCGUGCAACAACGUCUUCAAGGCUUGAGAGACAUCUUGGCAACCAAAGUCAAAGAUGCAAACCAGCUUUCUUUGUUCGACGAAAGCGUUGAGAUGAUCCGGGGAAUGUUGUUGGUAAGAUAUUACUGCUAGCUAAGGUCGAUUAGUAUUAGAGUGUACAAGAAAUAAUGAGCUAUUAAAAAAAUAGUAAUAAGGUGUUCAAAAAGUAAUGAGCUACUAAAAAUUUAGUAUUAUUUAAAGUGUUCAAAAAAUAAUGAGCUACGGAAAAACUGGUAAUAUGAUGUUCAAAAAGUAACGAGCUAGCAGAAAGUUAGUGUUUGAGUGUUCAAAAAGCAAUGAGCUACUAUAAAGCAUUACAAUGUUCAAAAAGUAAUGAGCUACUAAAAAGGUAGUAAGAAAGUGUUUAAAAAGUAAUGAGCUACUACAAAGUAAGUAAGAAAGUGUUUAAAAAGUAAUGAGCUACUACAAAAUAAGUAAGAAAGUGUUUAAAAAGUAAUGAGCUACUAUAAAGUAAGUAAGAAAGUGUUCAAAAAGUGAUGAGCUACUAUAAAGUAAGUAAGGAAGUAUUUAAAAAGUAAUGAGCUACUAUAAAGUAAGUAUUUAAGUGUUCAAAAAGUAGUGAGCUAUUAAAAAGUACUUGCUUGUUCAAAAUGUAAUAAGCUAUCAAAAACUUUAGUAUUAGAGCGUACAAAAGAAAAUGAGCUACCCAAGUUGUUCAAAAAGUAAUAAGUGAAAAUUCACUGUGAGACAUAGCUCAUUACUUUUUGAACAACAUAAUACUUCUCUCUAUCUUUGAAAAGUUCACCACGCUAAAACGAUCCUUCCUCUUCACCUUUUCAAUAAAAUACGAAUCUGUUUUAGAUUCCAUCAAGCGAAGACGUUGUAAACAAACUUUUACAAAUAAUUAAAGAUGCCAGAAUAGAUUAUGAACCUCUUCCACCAACUGAGGUUGAAGUUCGUCACGCUUUGGUCCUUAUCGCAUUCGAAGCCUUCCAACGCUCCAAACAAAAUCCGGUUGAACUUUUUAGAAAAAUUAACGACGCUGAUUACCCGGCCAUUGAUAUCGAACAUUCAUUAAGCACUCCACUUCGUCACCUCAUCGAAGACUACGAGGCCGUGUACGCACAGUACAAAGAACAGAAGAAGGAUGACAUCUUAGCCGCAUUGAUUAUUAAUCUAAAGCAUCAGAAACAACGACAACCCAUUCAUUUGUUGGACGGUUUGCCAGACACUCCAGCUAAAGAGAUUUACGAAAGCAUCGUCGACGAUUUGAUGGAUUUGAAGCCACUUCUUAAGAAGUAA